Molecule: messenger RNA, 540 nt
Organism: Williopsis jadinii
Lineage: Eukaryota; Fungi; Ascomycota; Saccharomycetes; Phaffomycetales; Wickerhamomycetaceae
Exons: 1
Coding region: 1-540 (179 amino acids)
Source: RefSeq, a predicted model, not a curated record
AUGCAGCUAUUCUUUCUCUUGUUGGCACUAUUCUUCUCACCUUUUGUCAGAGCAGCUUCUCAAUCAUUUGCUCUUGAGCUUGAUACCAAUGAAGAUGCUUUAAAAGCUUAUAACAUCUACACUGUAGAUAAUAACAUCUUCAUUGGUCAAUCAGUGUACAUCCUCAAUGGUACUAUUCAAGACAAUGGUGCCCUUAAGAUGGAAAAUGGUUCAUUUGUGGGAAUAUCAAAGAACUAUCUCACCUUGACAAACGAUACUACUGAAUAUGCCCAACCUUUCAGCAUCGAUGGUGAUGGGUAUCUCAACUUGUAUGGCUCCAAGGACUUCAGGGCAAUUCCAUCAGGCUCUGAGAACAACCAGUAUAUUGUUGGGUCGAGUCAGGCCUCAACCACUGUUUCUGGAUCAUAUACUGUCCAGAUCAAAGCUGUCGGGUCUGAUGGUAAGAAGGCCUCUAAGUUUUCAGUUUCCGGCACUUCAGGUGCUUCCAAAUACCAGUUGACAUGGACACUGGCCUUUGCAUCAUUAUUGACAUUGUUCUAA